Molecule: messenger RNA, 558 nt
Organism: Staurois parvus
Lineage: Eukaryota; Metazoa; Chordata; Amphibia; Anura; Ranidae
Source: the annotation of a GenBank genome assembly
AUGGAAAAAGCCGCUAUAUCACAGCGCAGGAAGAGGACAGUGUACAGCCAAGAGCAACUGGAUGUCUUGGAGGAGUUCUUCCAAAGAAACGUGUACCCAGAUAUCCACCACCGAGAAGAACUGGCCAAAUUAAUUUAUAUUCCUGAGUCCAGGAUCCAGGUUUGGUUCCAAAACAGAAGGGGAAAGUCCAGACGUGAAAAGGUCAAAUCCACUUAUUUUACAAAUGCAAGUAUGAACUAUUCCAACAUCCAGCAACCAGAAAAUAUCUAUCCUACAGUAUCAACAGCAAAGCAUCCAAUGACUGCCGGUGAACAACCCCAGGUCAUGGUUCCCCAACAACAGCCCAUGUUGAAUGUACCACAAGAUUUGUAUAACCAAUCUUCAGAGUCUAACUCCUAUCCUCAUUAUUCCUGUCCUGUUCUCCAGGAGAGGUUUAUGAUGCACCAGGCUUCACCCAAGAUGUGGCAGCAACAAAAUUCACAAUCUAACAACCAACAGCACUUGUACAAAAGCAUGGCUCAUGUCAUGAGCCCCAAGGCAAUGGACUUGAGCAGAUGA